Messenger RNA from Monoraphidium neglectum, 1047 nucleotides. RefSeq lists its product as hypothetical. The record is from RefSeq and is a predicted model, not a curated record. Gene Ontology annotation, biological process: intracellular transport. Bases 1 to 1047 code for a protein of 348 amino acids. NCBI's taxonomy places the organism in Eukaryota, Viridiplantae, Chlorophyta, Chlorophyceae, Sphaeropleales, Selenastraceae. The transcript has 5 exons.
AUGAAGCGGAAGGCCAGCGAGGCCCCGGGCGAAAAGGCCGGCAGCAGCACGCCCACUUUCGGCUUUGCUGGAGCCAGCAGCAGCACACCCGGGAACGGCGGCAGCGCAGGAGGCGGCUUUGCAUUCGGCUCCGCCGCCGGAGGGGCACCCAAACCCGCCGUCACGUUCGGGGCCGCCCCUGCGGCGGCAAGCAGCGGCGCGUUCACGUUCGGGGCGGGCGCGGCGGGAGCCGCGUUCGGCAGCACCCCGAGCAGCAGCAGCGCCGCCGCGGCAGGGGGCGGCGGCGGCGGGGGUAGUGGCAGUGGCGGCCUCUUCGGGUUCGGUGCAGCAGGGGCGUCCCCAGGGUCGACGCCGGGCGCGUCGACGCCGCCCGCCUUCACGUUCGGCGGCGGCACCCAGUCCACAGCCGGGCACACGCCGGCGCCGGCAACGUUCAGCUUCGGCGGCGGCGGUGGGUUCACGCCGUCGCCGGCGCCGGCGGCGGGGGGCGGGUUUGGUUUCCCGGCACCUGCGGCGAACGGCGGCGCGGCGGCAGCCCCAGCGGACGGCGGCGAUGCAGGCGGCGCUGAGGACGAGGAGGGUGGCCCCAAGGCCUACAAACCCGAGCUGGCGGUGGACGAGGAGACCUUUGAGGUGCUCUUCAAGGCCAACAGCAAGCUGGUGGUCCUAGAGAAGCCCGCCGGCGGCGGCGCGGGCGCGUGGGAGCCGCGGGGCAUCGGGCAGCUGAGCGUGCGGCGGUUCAAGGCGGGGGGCGACAAGGCGUACAUAAUGUUCACGACGGACGCGGGCAAGCAGUUGGUGUACUCGGCCGUCCUCGCCAGCACGCGCCUGCUGCAGCCCGCUGGCGCGACGGGCGCAAACCUGAAGCGCGUGUCGGGGUCGCUCAUGGUGCGCGACGACGAGCUGCCGCCAGCUGGCGACAAGGGCGACCCCAACGCGGCCACUGAGGCCAAGUACAAGAUCCAGAACGCGAUGUUCACGCUGGCGUCGCCUGAAAAGGUGCAGGAGUUCAUCGCGGUGGUGGAAAAGCAGCGGCCCGCCAGCUGA